This is a messenger RNA of Dipodomys spectabilis (banner-tailed kangaroo rat), 521 nucleotides long. RefSeq names its product testis expressed 49 (gene Spmip11). The coding region runs from base 1 to 396 and encodes 131 amino acids. The record is from RefSeq and is a predicted model, not a curated record. Lineage: Eukaryota; Metazoa; Chordata; Mammalia; Rodentia; Heteromyidae. The transcript has 5 exons.
AUGUCCUGCUUCAAAGUGUACCUUUUGGGAUAUCAAAAUUCCUUUCGAAGCAAGAAAAAGGAUGCAACUGAAGAAACAAACCAAGUUGAGUCAAUGCCCACUAGGCUUCCACCUAUUACUGCACAAAAUGGGAAUUAUUCUGUGCACCAGAACAGCCACAUGAGAUACCAUGAAGCUGUACGGAAGGUGUUGCUGAAGACAUUCCCCAAUCAGGUCUUCAGAGUCCCUCUGACUGAUGCUCAGAACUUCAGCUUCUGGCGAUCCAAUGACCCAGGAAUGAGUCCAGAAGAAGCUAUGCCUUGGAUCUGGAAUCCACGCCAUUGCCUCAUUAAGAGUCCAAUGACCAGAUUUAUGGAGCACUCUAUUCUAAGCGACAGAACCUUCAGUCUCUAUUGAGGAUGUGGUCGCAGAAGGACAAGAUGAAGUGUGGAAGGAAUAGUGACUGACUAGUGGGGAGAGGGUUCAACAAAGCAGAGUAAAAGAUGGGACCAGACACCACUUUGUGCACUGUUGGUAGGGAA